This is a messenger RNA of Sardina pilchardus (European sardine), 2529 nucleotides long. RefSeq names its product deleted in malignant brain tumors 1 protein-like. The record is from RefSeq and is a predicted model, not a curated record. Gene Ontology annotation, molecular function: serine-type endopeptidase activity. NCBI's taxonomy places the organism in Eukaryota, Metazoa, Chordata, Actinopteri, Clupeiformes, Clupeidae. Gene Ontology annotation, cellular component: plasma membrane. Gene Ontology annotation, biological process: zymogen activation.
AUGAAGAUGGAGGGCUGCCUGUGGGCCAUUCUGCUGGCCUCUGUGGCCCUGACUAACCAGCAAGAUGUGAGGUUGGUGAAUGGAAGCAGCCAAUGCUCUGGGAGAGUGGAGGUUUAUCAUGCAGGAGAGUGGGGCACCGUGUGUGAUAGGUGGUGGGAUAUGGCUGAUGCUGCAGUGGUGUGUAGAGAGCUGGACUGUGGUGUUGCUGUAGAGGCUCUGAGUGGAGCUCACUUUGGAGAGGGAUCAGGGAGAAGCUGGAUGGGUGUUAUGAAUUGUAAGGGAUCAGAGUCCAGUCUGAAGAACUGUGAACACGGGCGAUGGAGAGACUGGAGUAAACCAGGGUGUCCUCAUAGCAGAGAUGCUGGAGUCAUUUGUUCAGAUACUGUGAGGUUGGUGAAUGGAGGUAGUAGAUGCUCUGGGAGAGUGGAGGUUUAUCAUGCAAGAGAGUGGGGCACCGUGUGUGAUGAGUGGUGGGAUAUGGCUGAUGCUGCAGUGGUGUGUAGAGAGCUGGACUGUGGUGUUGCUGUAGAGGCUCUGAGUGAAGCUCACUUUGGAGAGGGAUCAGGGAGAAGAUGGAUGGGUGUUGUGAAGUGUGAUGGAUCAGAGACCAGACUGAAGAACUGUGAACACGAGGGAUGGAGAGACUGGAGUACAGAAGGGUGUCCCCAUAGCAGAGAUGCUGGAGUCACUUGUUCAGAUGUGAGGUUGGUGAAUGGGAACAGUCAAUGCUCUGGGAGAGUGGAGGUUUAUCAUGCAGGAGAGUGGGGCACCGUGUGUGAUGAUAUGUGGGAUAUGACUGAUGCUGCAGUGGUGUGUAGAGAGCUGGACUGUGGUGUUGCUGUAGAGGCUCUGAGUGGAGCUCACUUUGGAGAGGGAUCAGGGAGAAGAUGGAUGCGUAGAGUGAAGUGUGAUGGAUCAGAGACCAGACUGAAGUACUGUAAACACGGGGGAUGGAGAGACUGGAGUACAUUAAGGUGUCCUCAUAGCAGAGAUGCUGGAGUCACUUGUUCAGAUGUGAGGUUGGUGAAUGGGAGCAGUCAAUGCUCUGGGAGAGUGGAGGUUUAUCAUGCAGGAGAGUGGGGCACCGUGUGUGAUGAGUGGUGGGAUAUGACUGAUGCUGCAGUGGUGUGUAGAGAGCUGGACUGUGGUGAUGUUGUAGAGACUCUGAGUGGAGCUCACUUUGGAGAGGGAUCAGGGAGAAGCUGGAUGACUGGUGUGAGGUGUUAUGGAUCAGAGACCAGACUGAAGUACUGUAAACACGGGGGAUGGAGAGACUGGAGUACAUUAAGGUGUCCUCAUAGCAGAGAUGCUGGAGUCACUUGUUCAGAUACUGUGAGGUUGGUGAAUGGAAGCAGUCGAUGCUCUGGGAGAGUGGAGGUUUAUAAUGCAGGAGAGUGGGGCACCGUGUGUGAUAGGUGGUGGGAUAUGGCUGAUGCUACAGUGGUGUGUAGAGAGCUGGACUGUGGUGAUGCUGUAGAGGCUCUGAGUGGAGCUCACUUUGGAGAGGGAUCAGGGAGAAGCUGGAUUCCUGGUGUGAGGUGUGAGGGAUCAGAGUCCAGACUGAAGAACUGUGAACACGGGGGAUGGAUAGACUGGAGUACAGAAGGGUGUCCUCAUAGCAGAGAUGCUGGAGUCACUUGUUCAGAUGUGAGGUUGGUGAAUGGAAGCAGUCAAUGCUCUGGGAGAGUGGAGGUUUAUCAUGCAGGAGAGUGGGGCACCGUGUGUGAUGAGUGGUGGGAUAUGACUGAUGCUGCAGUGGUGUGUAGAGAGCUGGACUGUGGUGAUGCUGUAGAGGCUCUGAGUGGAGCUCACUUUGGAGAGGGAUCAGGGAGAAGCUGGAUGACUGGUGUGAGGUGUGAGGGAUCAGAGUCCAGACUGAAGAACUGUGAACACGGGGGAUGGAGAGACUGGAGUACAGAAGGGUGUCCUCAUAGCAGAGAUGCUGGAGUCACUUGUUUAGGAGUCCAACUGGUGGGCCGUUCUCACUGCUCUGGGAGAGUGGAGCUGCUUCAUAAAAAGACCAGACACACUGUGUGCAGUUCCACAUUUGACCAGCAGGAUGCAGAGGUUGUGUGUCGACAGCUGGACUGUGGGGCUCCUGUAGAGGUGCUGGGAGCAGCUGCAUUUGGAGAGGGAGAGGGCCAGGUGUGGUCAGAGGAGAUCCAGUGUGGAGGCAACGAGACUCAGAUUCACCUCUGCCCAACAUCCUCUACACCCUCACACAACUGCUCUCACAAGCAUGAUGUUGGAUUAGUUUGUACAGCCAGUAAACUAUGGGCUGUGUCAUUGUUUUCUCAAUCCACAGAUCCUGUUAGGUUGGUGGAUGGGCCCAGUCGCUGUUCUGGGAGAGUGGAGCUUUAUCAUGAGGGAGAGUGGGGUACAGUGUGUGGUGCUGAUUGGGACAGGGUUGAUACAGCAGUUGUGUGUAAAGAGUUGGGCUGUGGUGUCGCUGUAGAUUCCCUCUCAGAUGUCCACUUUGGAGAGGGAGCAGGGAGAGUUUUGAUGGCUGAGGUUGGUUGGAUUGGGUGA